Talpa occidentalis (Iberian mole) is the source of this 1268-nucleotide messenger RNA. It is a transcript of the gene PARVG, whose product is annotated as parvin gamma. Gene Ontology annotation, molecular function: actin binding. NCBI's taxonomy places the organism in Eukaryota, Metazoa, Chordata, Mammalia, Eulipotyphla, Talpidae. Gene Ontology annotation, biological process: cell projection assembly; establishment or maintenance of cell polarity; substrate adhesion-dependent cell spreading. The record is from RefSeq and is a predicted model, not a curated record. The coding region runs from base 79 to 1080 and encodes 333 amino acids. The transcript has 14 exons. Gene Ontology annotation, cellular component: focal adhesion; cytoplasm; actin cytoskeleton.
CAUCCCCUGCGUGGAGGAAGGCGCAGGGCCCCAGACAGCCCCGGACCCCUCACUUGGAGACAGGGCCGGCGGGAGACCAUGGAGCUGGAGUCCCUCUACAACCUGCUGCAGCUCCCGAAGGAGGCAGGCCGCCCGGCCGAGCUCCCGCAAGGAGAAAGGAGGAAAUGCCUGCCGCGCACCUCCCGUGAGGACCCCAAGUUCAAAGAGCUGCAGAAGGUGCUGAUGGGGUGGAUCAACAGCCAGCUCCACCCCGAGCACAUCGUGGUCCGCAGCCUGGAGCAGGACAUGUUUGACGGGCUCAUCCUGCAACACCUUUACCAGAAGCUGGCGGGGUGCAAGCUGGAGGUGGAGGCUAUUGCCCUGACCGCCGGGAGCCAGAGGCGCAAGCUGGAGCAGGUGCUGACGGCCAUCAACGGGAGUCUGGGGGUGGAGGAGCAGAAGGCCCGGUGGAGCAUGGAGGCCAUCUUCAGCAAGGACCUGCUGGCCACCCUGCACCUCCUCGUGGCCCUGGCCAGGCACUUCCAGCCCGACCUGGCCCUCCCGGCCAACGUGCAGGUGGAGGUGAUCACCAUGGAGAGCACCAAGAGUGGCCUCAAGACAGAGAAGUCGGCGGAGCAACUGACCGCACGCGGCCCGCCCUUCAGCUCAGAAAAGGCCCAGCCUUCAGAGGACCCCUUUGAUGGAUUAUUUACGCUGCCUCCAGAGAAAGUGAGCGCCUUGAAAGAGGCCAUCAUUGACUUCGUGAACCAGAAGCUGGACCGCCUGGGCCUGUCCGUGCAGGAUCUGGAGAGCCAGUUUGCAGACGGAGUCAUCCUCCUCCUGCUGAUCGGGCAGCUGGAAGGCUUCUUCCUGCACUUGAAGGAAUUCCACCUCACGCCCAGCUCCCCUGCGGAAAAGCUGCACAACGUCUCGCUGGCUCUGGAGCUGCUGAAGGACCAAGGCCUGCUCAGCCACCCUGUCAGCCCCGAAGACAUCGUGAACAAGGACGCCAGGAGCACGCUGGGGGUGCUCUACAGCCUAUUUUGCAAGCACAAGCUGAAGGAAAACGCGGCCAGGAAACCCCCAGCAUCCCCAAAUUGACCAUCACUGCCCCCCAGAUCUGCUUUGCUAGCCAGCGCCCAAGCUACAGAGGGUCCCCCACAUCCAGCCAGCCCUGGGCCUCUGUUUUCCCGCCUGCCGACCCCCCUGCUCUCUCUGGUCUGAAUAUCUUUGAGCCCACGGGGAAUGGACCCCUCUGGAGCAACCUCUGGCCUCGCCCAUUUAUUUAA